AUGUUAGAACGUACUAUGAAUAUGUGGAUAGAAUGGGUUACAACUGAAGGAAUAAUUAUAUCAGACUCAAUAGUAAAGAAGAAAGGUUAUCAAUUUACACAAUCAUUUGCUAUAUCAGAAGAAUUACUUACAUUUUCAAAUAGUGCACCUUUAGAAAACUUAUCUGAAGAAUGA
Diversispora eburnea is the source of this 174-nucleotide messenger RNA. The record is from the annotation of a GenBank genome assembly. Lineage: Eukaryota; Fungi; Glomeromycota; Glomeromycetes; Diversisporales; Diversisporaceae.